Amaranthus tricolor (Joseph's coat) is the source of this 1193-nucleotide messenger RNA. Its product is annotated as DNA repair RAD52-like protein 2, chloroplastic. NCBI's taxonomy places the organism in Eukaryota, Viridiplantae, Streptophyta, Magnoliopsida, Caryophyllales, Amaranthaceae. Bases 91 to 702 code for a protein of 203 amino acids. Gene Ontology annotation, biological process: double-strand break repair via homologous recombination. The transcript is spliced from 5 exons. The record is from RefSeq and is a predicted model, not a curated record. Gene Ontology annotation, molecular function: DNA binding.
AUAUUUGAAAAUCAGUCUUUGUAGUUUCAGUUCAGUUUCAAGACGCGGCCGUAGUAGGUAAACAAAGUCAGCGCAGAGCUUGUGGUUAAUAUGGCUAUGGCACUCCAAAACACGAAAAUCCUCCCCAAAUCGACGUCAAUGGUGUCCAUGGAUAAUCGAUUCCUAUUGAAAUCGAUUCAUUCACCACCAUUUCGAUUGUUUCUGCCGAUUAAGCUAGGUUACAUACAAAGACAGCAAAUCGUGGGAGCUAUCGAUCCCAAAAUCAGUGGUGGUGGAGGUGGCGGAGAUGUUAAAAAGGCAGUUCCCAACGCUAAUUACGUGGUACCGUUUGAAACGGCUUCUUCUUGUAUCACCCGUCCACUUGCUGAGAUUCUUCGAGAUCUUAAUAAGAGGAUUCCUGAUAACAAUCUUAAACCUGAGGCUAAAGUUAUUCCAUGGUACCAUGCUAAUCGAAUGCUGAGCUUUUAUGCUCCAGGUUGGUGUGGUGAAGUGAGGGAUUGCAUCUUCGCUGAUGAUGGAAGUGUAACAGUUGUCUACCGUGUCACUAUACGAGGAUCUGAUGGAGAGGCUUAUCGUGAAGCUACCGGAACAAUAUUGUCUAGUGACCCUAAUACCGCUGAUCCAGUUGCUGCAGCAGAGGAGAAAGCUUUUGUCAAGGCGUGUGCUCGUUUUGGGCUCGGCUUGUAUUUGUACCACGAGUGAAAGCUUGAUGCUGCCGAGUUGUAAUUUCUUGCUGAGACUAAACCCGAACAAUGAAUUCAUGAUGGAUGCUAAAUGGUGGAGUAAUGGUGUUGAUGCUAUAAGACGGCAACUCCCAUUUCGAGCAAUUCUUUAGAGCAAUUUUCAGAGGUUAUAUUGUCCAUUGAUGUAGCAUUUAAGUAGUUCUGUUGUAUUUACUUGCACUUUUACAAUAAGUUUUCUUUUGCAGGCCAUAUUUCGAUUGUGUUGUGAUCUCAUUUAAGAGGCUUUUAUCUAUUUACGUAACGAAACAACAAAUGCUCUAGGAUAAGCUUAAUUCUUUAAGAUGAUUUUUGACAUUACAUAAGGGUUUGUUUGGCGACCGUUUUAAGUAGUUGUUCAGUGUUUAACAUGACUCAAACACUUUAGGUGCAUAUAUGUUUUCAUUUUUCAAGAACGUUACAACCUGUAGCGUUAUGGAAUUAAUAAUGUAGUUUUAUUUAAUUUCUUUUUCA